Lepisosteus oculatus (spotted gar) is the source of this 5996-nucleotide messenger RNA. It is a transcript of the gene wdr37, whose product is annotated as WD repeat domain 37. The record is from RefSeq and is a predicted model, not a curated record. Gene Ontology annotation, molecular function: protein binding. Lineage: Eukaryota; Metazoa; Chordata; Actinopteri; Semionotiformes; Lepisosteidae.
GAACCCGGAGCUAUUCUUUCAAACUCUUUACACGGAAGAGCAUCGAAGGCACACGAUCCGCUGCAGCAAAGCACUUGCACAAGUUCCGCAUCUAACCAAACCUGACUGGUCUCUCGCGGGGGGUGAAAGCUGGCGGAAGCAGUGUUCCUGACAGGUUGCAACUCGAAAUAAGCAACGCCUUGCGACACACAGGAGGCGGCCUUUAGCGUUUUGCAACUGCCCUGUAGCCUGCCGAGAAGCCGUCCUUUAACCCCAGCUAUUGUGGGUGCCCGGAUGCUGCGAGGGCAUGUUAUUUUGACAGCAGAGGAAAAGAAGCGUCAACAAGAAUCCCGGCAGGAAACCAAGCGGAAAAGAGGGGUGCUGGAGGGAGGGGGGGAGGACCAUUCCAGGUUUUUUCUGGAAGAUGGUCACUCGAAAGACGCACUCUCUCCCUUUAUCCUCCUCCAGAUGAGCGAGCAGCGAAGGGCGCUUGUGUAGCCAGACGCUCUUUAAUUUUCAGACAGGAAGUUUGGAGAAGACGUCACUGAGGAGUAAUGCCUGUUGAAAGUGGAAGCAGUGCAGCUGCUCGUCAGGCCAAGCAGAAGCGCAAGUCCCACAGCCUUUCCAUUCGAAGAACCAACAGCACAGAACAGGAUCGGGCAGGAAUGCAGAGGGAAAUGUUAGAAGGACAAGAUUCUAAACUCCCUGCAUCUCUGAGAAACAAUCUUCUUGACCUGUUUGGACAGAUUGAGCGAGAGUUUGAAAAUCUCUAUAUUGAAAAUGUGGAGCUGCGCAGAGAGAUCGAUACUCUUAAUGAGAGACUGGCAGCCGAAGGACAAACCAUCGAUGGAGGGGAUCUGAGUAAGGGCCCACUGAAGGCAAAAGCCAGCCAUAGUACGAGUCAGCUUUCUCAGAAACUGAAGACCACUUAUAAAGCCUCUACAAGCAAGCGCUCACAUUCUUUCCAAGGCAAAGUAGGUGGACCCCGCAACUUCAAUAUGGGAAACUGGGAGUUAUGGGGUGGAGACUCAUGGAUUGUCUCAAGUUUUAAGACCACAACAUCACGAGCCGUAUGCCAGCUGGUGAAGGAGUAUGUUGGGCACAGGGACGGCAUUUGGGAUGUGUGCCUCACCCGGACACAGCCAGUUGUCUUGGGCACUGCGUCAGCUGAUCACAGUGCUAUGCUGUGGAGCAUUGAGACUGGGAAGUGCCUUCUUAAGUAUAUUGGUCAUGCUGGAUCAGUUAACUCUAUCAAGUUUCAUCCUACGGAACAGAUUGCUCUUACAGCAUCUGGAGACCAGACGGCUCACAUCUGGAGGUUUAUGGUGCAACUGCCCACCCCACAGCCAGCAGCAGACACAGGCCAGGCCCCUUGUGAAGACGAUGUGGACUUCUCCGACAAAGACGAGGCAGAGGCAGAUGGUGACGUCUCCAGCGAGUGCCCGACAAUCAGAAUCCCCUCCACCACGCUGAAGAGCCACCAGGGGGUGGUGAUAGCCGCCGACUGGCUAGUAGGGGGAAAGCAGGUGGUCACGGCCUCCUGGGACCGAGCUGCUAACCUCUACGAUGUGGAAACGUCAGAACUCGUUCACUCCCUCACAGGUCACGAUCAGGAGCUGACCCACUGCUGCACUCAUCCCACACAGCGUCUGGUAGUGACAUCCUCCCGCGACACCACCUUCCGUCUCUGGGACUUCAGAGACCCUUCAAUACACUCUGUGAAUGUCUUUCAGGGCCACACCGAUACUGUCACAUCUGCAGUGUUCACAGUAGGGGACAAUGUCGUAUCUGGAAGUGAUGAUCGAACUGUAAAGGUCUGGGACUUGAAGAACAUGAGAUCUCCAAUAGCUACUAUCAGAACUGACUCAGCAGUUAACAGGAUUAGUGUGUCCGUAAACCAAAGAAUCAUUGCUCUUCCACAUGAUAAUCGGCAAGUCCGCUUGUUCGACAUUGCAGGAGUUCGGUUAGCACGCCUCCCACGCAGUAACAGACAGGGGCAUCGACGCAUGGUGUGCUGCACAGCCUGGAGUGAGGACAAUCCAACAUGCAAUCUCUUCACCUGUGGGUUUGAUCGCCAGGCAAUUGGAUGGAACAUCAACAUCCCUGCUCUGUUACAGGAAAAAUAAAUCUGAUAGCUGUGCAUUAAGUCACGAACUCCUUCCUACUCAUGAAAAGUCCUCGUCCUGAUCUUGGCAUCAAUGUGAAACUUUCUCCAGGGAGAAAGUCUUGUGUAUAUGUUGUGUUUUCGCUGCAAUGUGCACAGUCUGCAUGGAAUGUAUAUAAACGUGUGUGAUUGUUCGGUUUUAAAUCCCAUAUAUUGUAAUGUAAGAAGUCUCUUAGCCUUUUUUUUAUUAAGAAGACUGUAGCCAGGUAAACCGAGGUCAACUUAAGUUACUGAACAAUAGUUAAAGUAGAAGGGCCUCCUCAUGCUGUGGAUCAAAAUGAAAAUCUUUGCAUUGAAUAUUUCACAUACCCACCUCCUUGUCUGACAUUUUCCUUUCUCAUGCUUUCAACGCACACUCUGGCUGUGUGUAGACUUUGCACAGAAAUCCUGGUCCUAGUGUUUUUAGGCUCUUAAGUCUUCUAAAUGUGGACUUGGCUUGAAUUAGUGUCUGUUAGUGCAGCUGAAGCUAUAUGAAAAACGUCAUCUAGGGUUUUUAGUGUGCAUCUUAAAUAUUACAUAUUUGAGGCUAUUACAUUGAAUAUUUUCCAUUUACUUUCAGCACAGUCAUUGUACAGACUUUUACAUAAUCUUAUAUUGGGUAUUUUGUGGACUUGUGUGUCACUGGUGCUGUACUAUGAAUUUGCAUUGAAUUGAGGGUAAAGCAUUACUUCAUAGCUUCAGGAAAUUUCAGGAGGUAUGUAACUACUGUACUUCAGGCGGAAGGAAAGGAAAAAUAAUGAUUUUGCUGAUACCAAUAGAAAUUUGACUUAUAUACUUGUCUACCCCGGUUUGUGUUUAAAGACCAUACCUGAAUGAAUCCCAGAUGUCAGUGUUAAGUUCUCGGUGCCCUGUUCUGUAUUUUGGCCCAAUAUAUCUGUAGUCUCCUUUCUUCAGUUUUUAAAAUAGUACAUAAAUACUGCAGCAUUAUAAAUAAUGUGUGGAUUGUCGGUAUAUUUAGUGGUCACGGUGCACAGAUGUUUAAAGACCUGUGACAUUUCUUGUACAUUAAGGGUGGUUAAUGGAUUUGAUGGGUCAAGUGUUUUUGCUUUUCAAGACAUUCUACAUAAAAUUAUUUAGAAUGUAAUUAUUCAGUAUAAUACAUGGAGAUAAAAUUCUUUGAUGGUUCUUGUAUGCUUAAAGCAAACAACGCAACACAAUUCAUUAUUAUGCUGUAGCAUUGACAGAUACAUCUUAUGAGGUUUUUGCUUUGCACUGGCGCAAAAGCUCUUUUGUUCCUUUGUCUUUACAUACAUGCAAAGAGUGCCAGCAAACACCAGCAUAACCCUGUGGCUUCAGAUAAUUUGAUUUUAAAUGCAGUCAUAAUAUUAUGUCUGUAAAUGACUACUGUGGACAGUACCUGGCCACUUAGAUUUCCAAUGUGUCGGAUGAAUUAGGAGAGUCUGUUUUUCUUUAGGUAUGUUAGCAAAGUAGGGAUGGAAGAUUAUGGCAUAGGAGUAACUGUCAAAAACAAUUAAGAACAGAAUGACAACAUCUUUUCUGCAAAUCCAAAUAUUCUGUCCUUGAUCUGAGGUCAUUGCAGAUUUAAUUCCAGGAUUUUUUUCAAAACGAUUUUUUUCCAGUUUGAGAAACUCAGAGCAGUUGUACCCCUGAUGUAUAUACAGUAUUGUGCAGACAUUGUAGUUAUCAAGUAAUGGAAUGCUUUUUUUUAUCAGGUUUUUAUUUUCAAGAUGCUGGUGUAAUAUUUUUAUGAAGUUUUGUUUGAAAGGUACCUAUAUACAGUAUCUAUAUUUGCUGUGCAUGUGGGGUCCUUUUCAUAUUGAAAAAUUAAUCACUUUCCCAUUGGAAGAUUUCUUGAUGGGGUUAUAUUAUCUGCUUGUGCUUUUUUGGUUAGCAUGGCCUCUAUUGUGAAAUGUUUUCUUACCCCAAGAAGAGAGAGAUCCUCAAUUUCACAACCAUCUUCCCAUUUGGCUACAGGCAUUAUGCAAUAUUCUUAUGAGUGAACUACUGCCAUUAAGAUCUAAAAUGGACUCAUAUGGCAAUAAUAUGUAAUUCCACUGUACCAAUGUCCAGUUUUUGUAACAUUUUGUAAUUAAGACCUUUGCUUCCCAGUAAUAACGAUAGCGGGCAUGCUAAUGUUUUAUAUUGUUUGCCAUCUGAGCUGACCACUUUCUUUUGCCCUGAAAACUCAGGUUGAAAAAAUGUGUUGGUCUUGCUUUAGACUUGUAUUGAUUGAUCUCCUUUGCCUUUUUUUGUCUAAGAAUGAUUCCUGGUUUCUUUGAUGCAUUAUAUAUUGUAAAUUUUACUUUGUUGUGAAGCUUUAUUGUCUGUGUAGCUACCUUCACCAAACUGUUACCUGGCAGUCAAAUGACAUUUACUUUCUUUGGUGCUAAUAGAAAUCGGUUUGGCAUUUUCAUAGCGAUUAGCUUCAGGCAUUUUUAGCAGCUUAUGAUUUUGUAUUUUAUGAAUAAAGAAUUGGAUAUGUAUUGAAAGGAACUAAAUAAAUGUUUCUUUUUAAAAAUAGUUUUACUUGUUAUUUUAAAAUUAAGCAGAAAGGGCAAACCAAUUUUCCUUUGAAAUGUUUUAACUAUUGCAAUGGCAAAGGGGUAGGAUUCUUUACUUCAGGUGUUGUUAAUAUGAAUUUAUUCUGAGAGACAUUAAAACACCUUUUCUUAAAGAUACAGAGUUUCCAACAAGAGCAAUUGCCCCCAGUAUCUGAAGCAGGGACUUUCACUAGUUUUUGACAUGACUUAGGUCUUGAAAUAUAUAUAUACAGUACAUUUUUAGCAAUGUGUUUACCUUUCUCAAAAAGCUGUCAGAUAUGGAGGUUCACACUGUAAAAUGAUAGUUUACUCAAAUUGCAGAUACACAAUGCAGAUCCUGUGUCACUUCAUUGCUGUAGUGUGUCCCACUAAAUGUAGCAUAUUAAUCUCCAUUAUAGUCUAUAUGGACCAGUGAACCUAAAAGUAAAAGUAAUUCCCUAACAGCCAAUCAUAGACUAUACUUUAUUAUAAUCACUCUUAUGGAAACCUUUUGUUUAUAAUUGAAACUGUUAUGGAAUUCCUGGUUUAGAAACUAAAAUGCUGCAUUGUCUUUAAAAGAUGGAGGUUUGUCAAUGCAAAGUUAUUCACUUGGUUAAUAAAACUUGAUUUAUCAUAUUUGUAAUUUAUGAUGAAGUAAAUGGUAGACAUCAUUUGAAAAAUGACCUUACAUUAUCCACCACUGUAAAGCUCUUCAUCUGGUUAUGCAUAUGUAGAAAUGCAAAAUUGAUAGCUGAAUUAAUUAUUGUGUAGUAGGUGAAGCACCACCACAUACAGUAUUUGUUGCAUGCCUUCUCAAGUUCAGAACCAACAGCACCCGAUUGAUUUUUAUUUGUGAUCCGCAGUAUUUGCAAAAUAGUUAAAUUGUUUCAUUAUCAAGGACCGAGCAUUUUUUACAAUUGUUUAUUUUGCUCAGUUCAAGCAUUCAUCUCUGCUGUUUGACAGUAUUUUACCAAAUGUUUAAAUGCUUUUUUAUAACAUAUAAUUUCUUUGGAACUUCUCUUGGAAAAUUGAAUUUAUAGAUAUAGGUUGUUGUUUUUUUCACUGCUUUUGUAUAAUAGUGUUUUAAAAAAAUCACAUGCCUUCAUAUAAUUGUAAAAAAAACACUGUAGUAGUGGAAGACACAUUAAAGUAUACUGCAUAAAUAUGGUGUACAGAAAGUCAUUUUUGCCAAUAACAAUAUUAGCGUACCUACUGCCACACAUGCUUGUCUUCUAUCUUUUACUUCACACAGUUUCCUGAAACACCUGUUCUUUAUUUUUAGCACAUUUUGAUUUAUUUUAUGCAAAUGUAUUACAACUUGGUUAUGCUUUUAUGGAUCCUGUAUUAGAUAAAAUAAAAGUUUGCUGCCUAAA